AUGCCAGGUGUUUCCGUCAGAGACGUUCCAGCUCAAGAGUUCAUCAACGCUUACGCACAAUUUUUACAACGUCAAGGUAAAUUAGAAGUUCCAGGUUACGUUGACAUUGUCAAGACUUCUGCUGGUAAUGAAUUACCACCACAAGAAUCUGAAACUUGGUACUACAAGAGAGCUGCCUCCGUUGCCAGACACAUCUACUUAAGAAAGCAAGUUGGUGUUGGUAAAUUAAACAAAUUAUACGGUGGUGCUCUUAACAGAGGUUUCAGACCACACAAGCACGUUGACGCUUCUGGUUCUGUUAACAGAAGAGUUUUACAAUCCUUAGAAAAAAUCGGUGUUUUAGAAAUUUCUCCAAAAGGUGGUAGAAAGAUCUCUGAAAACGGUCAAAGAGAUUUAGAUCGUAUUGCUGCUCAAACUUUAGAAGAUGACGAAUAA
Debaryomyces hansenii CBS767 is the source of this 435-nucleotide messenger RNA. It is a transcript of the gene RPS19A, whose product is annotated as 40S ribosomal protein eS19. Gene Ontology annotation, biological process: translation; ribosomal small subunit assembly. The record is from RefSeq and is a predicted model, not a curated record. NCBI's taxonomy places the organism in Eukaryota, Fungi, Ascomycota, Pichiomycetes, Serinales, Debaryomycetaceae. Bases 1 to 435 code for a protein of 144 amino acids. Gene Ontology annotation, cellular component: cytosolic small ribosomal subunit; ribosome. Gene Ontology annotation, molecular function: RNA binding; structural constituent of ribosome. The transcript is spliced from 2 exons.